AAAGUUAUUUAUUCAGAAACAAACAAAGCUGGAUUUGUAUUUUGUCCCUUAAACCACCAUGAUUAAGAACAUAAGUACUAUGAAGAAUUACAAUCAGAAACGUGAAAGAUGUUGCGAGUUAAUCGAAGCCCUUGAAGAAGAACGCCGCAAGAUCAAUGUGUUCCAACGCGAGUUUCCUCUUUGCUUAGAGCUCGUAACACAAGCGAUUGAGGGGUAUAAAAGGGAGAUAUCAGGGACGACGACGGAUAACGUGUACGGACAAUCGGAGUGCUCAGAGCAGACCACCGGAGAAUGUGGGCGCGUGUUGGAUCUGUUCAUACCAAUCAAACACUCUUCGACCUUCGUAGAAGAGGUUGAAGAGGAGGUUGAUAACAAAGAUGAUGAAGAUGAUGAUGAACAUGAAUCUAAUGAAACCAACAUAGAUUUCGAUGAUAAGAACAUGAAAUCUGAAUGGCUCAAGUCUGUUCAGCUCUGGAACCAACCCGACGCAGUUGUUUCUAAUAAUAGACAGGAUCGCUCACAAGAAACGACAGAAACGCUGGUGGAGUUGAUAAAAAGAAAUGAUGAAGCAGUAGAGAAAAACAACAACAUACAAUCACCGGCGACUACUAGCGGUGGUGGUGGUGGCGGUGGCAGAAGAGGGCAGAGAAAGCAUAGGCGGUGUUGGUCGCAAGAGUUACACAGAAGCUUCUUGAACGCUCUUAAACAACUUGGUGGCCCUCAUGGUGCGUUUCUUGAUUUUAGUUAAACAUUUCAGUAGUCAUAAUUUUUUAUUAGGGCUCAAUGAAGUUAAUUAAUUCCU
Messenger RNA from Arabidopsis arenosa, 802 nucleotides. Lineage: Eukaryota; Viridiplantae; Streptophyta; Magnoliopsida; Brassicales; Brassicaceae. The record is from the annotation of a GenBank genome assembly.